AUGCCCAUCUUUGAGGGAGAUGAUGCACACGGAUGGAUCUAUAAGGUGGAGAGGCAUUUUGCCGCCAAAGGUUUGACGAAGGAUGAGAGGCUAACGGCAGCGGGCCUAUGUUUGGAAAGGAAGGGGAUGAGACUUUUACAAUCAAUUUUUCGUCCUGACACAAAAGGCUUAGUGGUUGAGUACUUGGAUAGGUUCAAGUACUUCACUAGUCGUUUGGACCACCUUUCUCAGACAGUGUUAGAGAGGAACUUCAUGAAGGGACUCAAACCAGAGAUUCGGGUGACGAUUAAAUGUAGGUUUCAGUUCGAAUCCAUAUCUGCAAUUCCUACAGAAUCAAAAUUCUUCAUCGAAAGAUACCGAGAUGUCAAAAAAGUCAUUGUAGAUACUUUCUUUGGCCCUCCAACUUCGGGUGUAUAUAGCCCAUCGGUCCAAAAUACUCUGUAUCUCAUGGCAGUAGCUGUUCUUAACAGGUUUCCAGAUAUAGCAUCUAUUCAACUGAGAAUGCCAAACAUCCAUUUCUUGCCAGUCAACUUAUCUAGCAAAGACAAUCCAAACUUGGUCAAGUUUGCUGAUGAUGUGUAUUUGCCAACUGAUGAGCCUCAUGGAACAAUUGAAGCAACAUUGAGCAGGCCUCCUCUCUCCAAGCUGUGACCAUGGCUUGUUCUCUUCUCCCUAAUCUUGGC
Molecule: messenger RNA, 683 nt
Organism: Dendrobium catenatum
Lineage: Eukaryota; Viridiplantae; Streptophyta; Magnoliopsida; Asparagales; Orchidaceae
Product: uricase-like
Exons: 5
Coding region: 1-651 (216 amino acids)
Biological process (GO): purine nucleobase catabolic process; urate catabolic process
Cellular component (GO): peroxisome
Molecular function (GO): urate oxidase activity
Source: RefSeq, a predicted model, not a curated record